Molecule: messenger RNA, 712 nt
Organism: Rhinichthys klamathensis goyatoka
Lineage: Eukaryota; Metazoa; Chordata; Actinopteri; Cypriniformes; Leuciscidae
Product: neurexin-1-like
Exons: 3
Coding region: 1-564 (187 amino acids)
Source: RefSeq, a predicted model, not a curated record
AUGAUUGUACUUCAGUUCAUCGGCUCUUUCUCUGGAGGAUUCUCACGUUUGCUAAAAGCGUUCGGGAAUCCCGUCGUCUCCCAGAUCCAUGACAUAAUCUCCAGGACUGUGUGUUCUGGAGAAGUGUGUGUGUCCCGGAAAGAGGAAUCGGUCGCCACGUUCAAGGGGAACGAGUUCUUCUGCUACGAUCUGUCCAUGACCCCCAUCCAGAGCAGCACGGACGAGAUCACGCUGUCCUUCCGGACGCUCCAGCGCAACGGCCUGAUGCUCCACACCGGCAAAUCUGCGGAUUACGUCAACCUGUCUCUGAAGAGCGGCGCCGUGUGGCUCGUCAUCAACCUGGGCUCCGGAGCCUUCGAGGCCCUCGUGGAGCCGGUCAACGGGAAGUUCAACGACAACGCCUGGCACGAUGUCAAAGUCACGCGAAACCUGCGACAGCACUCAGGCAUUGGACACGCUAUGGUAAACAAACUGCAUUAUAUGGUAGAUAUCAUUCUAAUUGUCUUCUACUUUGGUUUGCCCUGGAUUUCCGUUUCCUAUUUCUAUUCUGUUUGCUUAUACUGACUACACAAAUUCCCAUUGGUAUCAAGGUAGCAAUGAAACUACAGAGAUUCACUCUUGUCUCAUUCGAUCAUCCUUUUCACUUUGUUUUGUCCAUCCUACGCCCUCCCUUCCCUUCAGGAACCAGAUCUAGAGUUAAAUAUUUUAUUCA